This is a messenger RNA of Apodemus sylvaticus (European woodmouse), 1342 nucleotides long. It is a transcript of the gene Spc25, whose product is annotated as SPC25 component of NDC80 kinetochore complex. Bases 144 to 824 code for a protein of 226 amino acids. Gene Ontology annotation, cellular component: Ndc80 complex. Lineage: Eukaryota; Metazoa; Chordata; Mammalia; Rodentia; Muridae. Gene Ontology annotation, biological process: chromosome segregation. The transcript has 7 exons. The record is from RefSeq and is a predicted model, not a curated record.
GCGGGUAGCAGGCGGUGGCGAGUUUGAAAUUGAAAGACAGCGCGGCGGAGGAGCGCCUGAGGAGAGACGGGCUGGUUCUUUCUGGACAGGUCCUGUGAGGCGGAGACGGCGGCGUUCUAGGCCGCCCAGCGUCUUAAAACACAAUGGGUGAAGACGAACUGGCACUCUUAGAUAAAAGCAUAAAUGAAUUUUGGGAUAAGUUCAGAAACAGACUCGAUGAUAAUCGUAGUCAAGUGGUGGGACUUAAAGAUGCCUUCAAGGACUCCAUUAGAGCGCUUUCAGAAAAGUUGUCUUUGAAAUUAAAGGAAGAAGAAAGGAUGGCUGCGACAAUUCUGGAAUAUAAAAAUCAGCUCUGUAAGCAGAAUAAGCUUAUUCAAGAAAAGAAAGAUAAUGUGUUAAAGAUGAUUGCUGAAAUAAAAGGCAAAGAGCAAGAGUUGGAAGUGCUGACGGCAAAUAUCCAGGAGCUUAAGGAAGAGUAUGCUAGGAAGAAGGAAACCAUUUCCACUGCUAACAAAGCUAAUGAAGAGAGAAUGAAACAGCUGCAGAAAUCAGCGGAUUUGUAUAGAGAUCGCCUUGGACUAGAAAUUAGAAAGAUUCACGGUGAUAAGUUGCAGUUUAUAUUUACUAGUAUUGACCCCAAGAAUCCUGACAGCCCAUAUAUGUUUUCCCUGAGCAUAAAUGAAGCUAAGGAAUAUGAAGUGUCCGACUGUUCGCCUCAUCUUGAGUGCCUAGCAGAAUUUCAAGAGAAAGUCAGGAAGACCAACAAUUUUUCAGCCUUUCUCGCCAAUGUUCGGAAAGCUUUUAUAGCUAAGGUUCAUAAUUGAUAUAGGUCUGGUUUUUGUUAUUGUAUAUAUCCAAAAGGAAUUCUCCUCUCUUGACCCUGUCAUUUUUCUCUAUUUCUGUGUGGUAUUAAACUAGAAUACAUCAUCAAACCAUGCCUCUUUGAUAUAACAUUUGUGAGCUGAAAACAGGUAAGCAGCAGCAUAGUUAGAAAAACUUUGCCCUCUCCCAGUGUGCCUAAACAUGGGACCUAAAUUAUAGAGGUGUCUAGCUCUAUACCCACAAAGAAAGAUAGAAGUUGGCCACUUACUAUUUCAGACAUGGCACCAGAGGAAUUGACAAGCCUUGGUUCAUUCAUUUAUUCCUGUAAAUAUAUUCUUCAUAAUUCCCCAUCUGUGGAAGUCAAAGGCAAAUCUGCUGUCUGCCUUACAUAAAAUCCUACUGUUCUCUGCUGAAGAUGCUGUGUAAACCUGACUAGGCCACUGUUUGGAGUUCUCUUCUGUUGGGGUUCUCCUGUACAGUGUGUACUGCCUGUGAUAAUAAACUUGCUUGGUUUCCUUCA